Messenger RNA from Pelobates fuscus (common spadefoot toad), 2462 nucleotides. RefSeq names its product CKLF like MARVEL transmembrane domain containing 6 (gene CMTM6). NCBI's taxonomy places the organism in Eukaryota, Metazoa, Chordata, Amphibia, Anura, Pelobatidae. Gene Ontology annotation, cellular component: membrane. The transcript is spliced from 4 exons. Bases 187 to 744 code for a protein of 185 amino acids. The record is from RefSeq and is a predicted model, not a curated record.
CCCCACAGUGUCACGCUGCUGAACUAGUUUCACUUUCACGUUGUUGGAAUCCAUUUUACUGGACGAGGGAGGAGGUGCAGCAGGAAGUGCAAUAAUUACAAAGAAAUUCUCCAAACGGACGCGGAGAAGGGCUGUAAGAAGCAGCUGGACCCCGUUUCUCAGGCGCGGAAUAGGACCAGGACCACCAUGAGCGAACCCGUGUAUCACCAGACGACCGUACCUGCUGGGCAGGAUGAGAAGAAGACCACCGGCCUGUGUGGGUCCGAUCUGGCUAAACCAAUCCUGGCACUGAAAGUCGCGCAGACGCUUUUCUCCCUCAUAGCCUUCAUUUGUGAGGAAAUUAUUGAACAUUGUGAAAGCUGUGGAGGUCUUUAUUUCUUCGAGUUUAUGAGCUGCAGUGCCUUCCUCCUGUCUUUACUCGUAAUUAUUGUUUAUUUAACUCCGCUGAGGAAUAGAGUAAACAUUGAGAGUUUCAAGAAAAUGGAUUUUUACAUUUCUGCAGCGGUUGGAGUUUUUUUUUUGAUUGCUUCAAUUGUGUUUGUAGCGACAAAGGACCCUCAUUCUAUUGGGGACGUGGCUGUGGCAUUCGGCUUUCUGGCAAGUUUAUGCUUUCUAGGGGAAGCUGGCUUAAAGUUUCGUCAAGACAGAAGCCUACUUAAAAAGAAGAGCCCUGGUAAUGCUGCAAAUGGCCCAGAAAAUGCGCCACUUAACCAACCACCAUCAACUGCAACUGCUAAUGCUUAAAAAACUUAAAUCCUUCCUAAAGGCCACUUUCCACACUCUUCAAUUACAUUUUAGAAGACUGAAUGCCUUGUAAAUAUCUUAUACUGCAGUGGAAAAUCUUAUGUAAUUGUUUUUUGUUUUUUAUAUAUAUAUAUAAAUAUAUAUAAUUGUAUUUGAAUCAAACAAACCCAAGAUAUUUAAGAAAUUCAGAGGUCGUAACGACUAUUCAUACCAACGUCUAAGUGAUGAAAAUGUGUUUUUUGGGGGGAUGGGGGGGGAAGGUCUUUUUCAAAAUUAUAGAAUCAAACUACUUUGCAAUGUACAUAUAUAAACAUGAAUUUAUGAAAAGACUAAUUACAGGCAGUUGUAAUUUUUAAUAAUUGAAACCAGUAUGAAAUGAUUUAGGUUAAAUGAUAAGGUGUGAACAAUUAAUCUAAAAACUCUGUUUUAUAUAAAACUGCUUUUGGAAACCAGUGAUCACAAAACUUUUUUAUAAUACUGAAAUCAUAUUGCAUUAGGUCUUUUGCAAUUCUAUUUUUAGGUAGAGAACGCUCCCAAAAAUAUAUAUGGUGGUGACCCAGUAAAAUCCUUGCAUCACACAUUAUCACUAGGAGUUAAAUGUAUUUGUAAAAAGACCACUUGUAGUGUAUGAUUUUCCAGUGUUCUGUAAAUUAAAAAAAAAACAAAUUCACAUACAAAUUGCCUUUACUUCUUAGGGGUAAAUAAAAAACUUUUAUCCCAUCCAAGAAGAUGUAUCUUUAAUGUUGAUGGUGAAAUUUAAUUCAUGUUGAAAUAUAUAUUCAGUUGUUGCAUUCCAUCAUUGACAAACUAGACAGGAAUUACAACCAACUUUCUGGGAUGCAUUUAUCAACUAGUGCUCCGGGCUAGUUGGGUGAAUGUAUCCUGUUUACUGCCAAAGAACUAUUAACAGCUUAAUUCUAAAGAGAAAAACACUGAAAGAAUAUUGGUUGUCGUCAUACAAAUACUACACAUUUAAUAUGUAUGUUAAACUCUUUUUCACGUCACCUGUAAAUUCAGUCUCUGUCCCAACCCAGUUAGGUAGUCCAAAAAGCUAAAUUUUGUCAGAAACCCCCAUUGGAUCAGAAAUAAAAAAAAAAAACAUCUAAAUUCAGCACUUGUGGUGUGCCUUUCUGCUUUGGUUUAAAGCAAAUUGCUCUGUAGGGCAGAGAGGCAGUGUUCAUUUUGGUGUGAAAUUUCAAUUUAGUUUUAGUCAUUGUCUUAUUGUCUAGUUUUAGUCGACUAAAUCUCCAGUAGAUUUUAGUCGCCACGACUAAAAUCUAAUGGGUUAAGCUAAAGCCUCUGUCUCUUUUGUCCCUUCCCCAGCCCCUCUGUGUCUCUUUCUGUCCUUCCAGCCCCUUUAGGUGUCUCUCUACCAAGCUCUGAUCUGUCUCUUUUGCCCCUUCCACAGGCCUUAGCGCAGUGUUAAUUUUCACGGCAAAUUUUAAUUUAGUUUUAGUCAUAGUCUUUUCACUAAGCCAUUUUAGUCACCUGAAUUGAUUUAGUUUUAGUCUAGCUUUAGUCGACAAAAUUAACACUGCAGUGAGGGACCUCCUUCACGUGGUAGGUUCUUUUGAACUACCAUGAUGCUCACAUUUGCUCUAACAAGGUUCUCCAUCACUGUUAUAGGGGAUGAUUGGAUCACUGAACUAAAUGUGCAUUAUAUAUUCUGUUGCAUUAUAAGAAAAUAUUAAGCAUUUUAUUAAAUUGCUUGAAGCUGA